GUUACACCGAAGUGCAGCACCACCAAAACAGUGCAUAGAAGUCCCAAAUUAAGUCUAUUUUCUUCGUACUUGAGAAUAUCAGACUGUGCACGACCACAUACAAAGUUGCAUGCUGUUUCCAGAAGAAGAUAAACGCGUUUCACCUUGACAUUUUAGCUCAAGGCUGGAGCUGCUGCGAUGUGGAGCUAAUCCAUCAAACCAGGGCGAUAACGAGAAAAAGGCUCACGAAAACGCCCUAAGAAGGACUAUUUUGGACGAAAACAAGUAUGAGGACCCGUACAUUAUUGUCUGGAAUAAAAGUUUGGAAUCUUGGAAAAUCGACGUGGGUAAAUCGAGUUUCAAAUGGUGUGAAUGUGCGAGCAACGUCCUCUCUCUCCUCACAUGGGCCCCGGGUUUGUAUCGUGGGUAGCGGUCCAGCUGGUUUCUACACCGCCCAGCAUCUCAUCAAGGCCCAUCCGGAUGUUCACGUGGACAUUUACGAGCGGCUGCCGGUCCCGUUUGGCCUGGUCCGGUUUGGAGUGGCCCCAGACCAUCCAGAAGUAAAGAACGUCAUCAACACAUUCACACAGACAGCCAAACAGUCCCGAUGUAGCUUCUACGGCAACGUGAACGUGGGGCAAGGACGUUACAUGGAGGAGCUGAGGGAGGCCUAUCACGCUGUAGUACUGAGUUACGGAGCAGAAGGCAACAGGACUAUGGGAGUACCUGGAGAGCACCUGGCUGGAGUGUACUCAGCUAAGGACUUUGUCGGCUGGUACAACGGGGUUCCCAGGUGUCGACAGUGUCUGAAUCCAGACCUGAGCUGUCACACUGCAGUGAUUCUCGGACAGGGGAACGUAGCGCUGGACGUCGCACGGAUUUUACUAGCUCCUGUUCAAAUGUUAAAGAAAACUGACAUCACGGCCCCAGCCCUGGAGUCCCUGGCUGAGAGUCGAGUAAGACGAGUUCUGAUAGUGGGCAGGAGAGGACCGCUGCAGGUGGCUUGUACUAUAAAGGAACUCAGAGAAAUGGUGAACCUGCCUGGGACCAAACCUGAGAUGGUGGCAGCUGAUUUUGAUGGUAUCGCUGAAGCACUUAAAGAUGUGGCACGGCCAAGGAAGCGUCUGACUGAGCUGCUGCUGAAGACGGCCCUGGAGCCCCCCGGGGAGAAGGAGCAGCAGAGGAGGAACACGGCCGACAGGAGCUGGGGCUUCCUCUUCUACAGGAGUCCUCUGGAAGUGCUGCCUGACCCCAGUGGAACCAGAACUGCUGCUCUCAGGCUGGCAGUCAACAGGCUGGAGGGCUCCGGAGAGGCGGCCCGUGCGGUGCUGACUGGAGAGGAGGAGGUGAUGCCCUGUGGACUGGUCAUUAGCAGUAUUGGGUAUAAGAGUCUGCCCAUAGACCCAGCUGUGCCCUUUGACCCCAGCAAGGCUAUAGUCCCUAACCACAUGGGCCGGGUAACGCAGGCUGCAGGCCUGUAUGUGAGCGGCUGGCUGAAGACUGGUCCCACUGGGGUGAUAGCCACCACCAUGAACAGCAGUUUUGACACAGCCCGCUCCGUGCUCGAGGAUAUGGGCUCUGGAGCGCUGGACGUAUCCACACACAAGCCUGGCUCCAACUGUAUCCGAGCACUGUUGGACCAGCGAGGGAUAAAACCAGUGACAUUCUCUGACUGGGAGAAGAUUGAUCAGGUGGAGAGCCAAAGGGGAGAGGCUGUGGGGAAGCCCCGAGAGAAGCUCCUGACUGUGGAGGAGAUGCUGGAGGUGACACAGACAUAAAUACUACUACACACACGGAUUAGGGCUAAUACUUCUACAUGCUGCUUAUGUAAGAAUGGUUACUAAAGUAUAUGACUGACAAUGGUACUUGUGUUUAACAGCUACUCUACCUAGCUUUAUUUUUAUAUGGGAUCAUAAAAUUAAUAUACAACGGUGAAAAAAAAUAACU
Molecule: messenger RNA, 1926 nt
Organism: Periophthalmus magnuspinnatus
Lineage: Eukaryota; Metazoa; Chordata; Actinopteri; Gobiiformes; Gobiidae
Gene: fdxr
Product: ferredoxin reductase
Exons: 12
Coding region: 267-1757 (496 amino acids)
Biological process (GO): ubiquinone biosynthetic process
Cellular component (GO): mitochondrion
Source: RefSeq, a predicted model, not a curated record